GGUCGAUACUAAUAGACAGAUAUUUCAAUUUCAAGGGAUCAAAGUACAAAUAUAUACAUCAGUGAACUCUUUCCUGGGUUAUGGUCACUAUACCUGGAAGUGUGCAGAAGCCUUGUCUGACUUUCUGGUGAAGUAUCCUGAGGAAGUCAGAGGGCUUCGAGUUCUCGAACUCGGUGCUGGCACAGGACUUUGUGGAAUCACUGCAGCUAUUCUCGGGGCUCUUCAUGUUCGAUUCACUGAUAAAGACAUGACAUAUUCGGAUAAACUACAUCUUAAUGCUCAACUGAAUGGAAUCAGAAAUUAUGAUUUUACUCCAUUAGAUUGGAAUUAUCCCCUCGACUGGUCAGGUGGGAUCUUCGAUACCAUUUUAGCAUCUGAUUGUUUGUAUGAUAAGGAAGUAUAUGAACCGUUUUUGAAGACUGCAACUUUACAACUAAGGGUAAAUAACAAUGCAUCUUUACUUCUUUCUUUCGAAAAUCGGAGUUCUUUUACAGAUCUUUCAGUUUUGUUUAAGAAAUAUGGUCUCAAGGCCGAUGUUCUAACUACACCUAGUAAUUCGUUCAGAAAUAUCCAUUUAUUGCGUGUUACCUCUAUUCAGCAAUAAAAUAUCAUUCCGUUGUGUUUUUUUUCUGUGUAUGAACUUGGUAAAUAUGUUUGUUCUGAAUGAGUUUUUUUCACCUCUGAAGUGCACUCCCGACGUAACUUAACCUGUUUAUAAAUAAAUAGGAUUAUGUGGAUUACACUAGUGCUGAAGUUUUAAAAUCAUUUAGUUUUGAUGUGGAUAUUCCAUGUACCUAUACAAAUUGUUGCGCUUGUAUCACGAGGCAAGCGCUAACUUAGAAUCCUGAAGAGAAAAGGGAAAAAGGUAAACUAAAGAACAUAUUGCGUCGGGAGUUGGAAGCAGACAUCAAAAAAUGAAUAGCAGCUGGAAAGGGUUGCCCAGGACAAAGUUCGGUCGAGAAUGUUGGUGGGCAGCCUAUGCUCCUCCACAAGGGGUGACAGGCGUAAGUACUUUUGAUAUACG
This is a messenger RNA of Schistosoma margrebowiei, 1024 nucleotides long. Lineage: Eukaryota; Metazoa; Platyhelminthes; Trematoda; Strigeidida; Schistosomatidae. The record is from the annotation of a GenBank genome assembly.